Messenger RNA from Cylicostephanus goldi, 321 nucleotides. The record is from the annotation of a GenBank genome assembly. Lineage: Eukaryota; Metazoa; Nematoda; Chromadorea; Rhabditida; Strongylidae.
AUGGUUAGCGAGGGCUCAUUGACAACAUGGGAGGAGAACUUCAAACCGCUUAUCCUACAUAUCUUCAACGUACUAGCAGUCAAUGAUGUUACGCUGAAGCGUAAUGCCUUGAAAUUGCUUACAAAAAUCUGCGUGGCACAAGCGGUGAGUUUCUACGAUUUGGCCGAAAUGACACUAUUCAAGGUGCUUGAUUCAAUUGCUGAGGAAGAAAAUCCACAAGUCAUGAAUGUUGCCGAUGAAUGUUUGAAAACGUUGGCUACUCAUUUUCCCUUGCAUGUCGUCAUUCGAGCCACAAAGCCUAUAAUCGCUCAAGAGGUAUGA